ACAGGAAACAGAGAGAUAUAACAGAGGGAAAGUUAAUGUUUUGAUUGUCACUGAUUCUCAUGAUUUCAUCCAGAAUGGUGCUGGCUGUUUUCUUUGUGCUGCUGAGCCUCACAGGAGCUCAGAGUCUGAAGAUCUGCUCCUUCAACAUUAAAUCCUUUGGAGAGAACAAAGUCUCUAAUCCGGAUGUGCUGGACAUCAUAUUGCAGAGCAUCAUUCGCUGUGACCUCAUGCUUGUACUGGAGAUUAAAGAUGCUAAGGGAAAAGCUUUUGAUCAACUCAUGACUAACUUAAACAGGUACCAGACACAAACAGAUGAAUUUAGUUACGUCCUGAGUGAGAGGCUGGGAAGGAAAUCAUAUAAGGAGCAAUAUGCUUUUAUUUACAGACAGAAGAUGGUGUCUGUCAAAUCCAUCUAUCAAUAUCCUGACAAACAAACUGGAGAUGAAGACGUUUUUGCUCGAGAGCCAUUCGUGGUUUGGUUUUCAACUCCCAAAACAGAAAUCAAGGAUUUUGUCAUCAUCCCUAUUCAUACUGUCCCAGAGAACGCUGUGAAAGAAAUCGAUGAAUUGUAUGAUGUACAUGAAAACGUCUCACAAAUGUGGCAGUCGGAGAAUUUCAUCAUAAUGGGGGAUUUCAAUGCUGCCUGCGGUUAUGUACCUAAAAAACAGUGGGUGAACAUCCGUCUGCGCUCAGACGCUCAGUUUGUGUGGCUUACUGGUGACAAACUGGAUACAUCUGUGAGGGCGUCUACCAAAUGUGCUUAUGACAGGAUCGUCCUCCAUGGAAAGAAGAUGAUUGAGGCUGUAAAUCCAAAAUCUGUGGAGGUUUUUAACUUCAAAGACGAAUUUGGACUUACUGAGGAGCAAGCUUUGGCUGUAAGUGACCACUUUCCUCUCUGCAUUACUGUAAAUCCAGCAGAAAGAAGAUAAAUCAUCUAUUUUUUUUAUCUUACACUUUUACUGAAGCUCUGCUCAGUUAUACGACUGAUCAACUUAACAACUUGAAAACAAUAAAUCAGUGAUCCAUUCAGUAAACAGAAUUUUAUUAAGGAUAUUUUUGUAGAGACGAGCACAAUGUUUCAUUGAAAGGUGGUACAGAUCUUCCUGUACUAGUUAAUUAUGAACCAGACACCCAAGAGUGUUUACUGGUUGCUAUGAGACAGUAAGGGUUAGUUACCAGCUCAUUUCUUUCGCUACUGUACUAUAUCUGUUUCUCUCCUUUAAUUAACUCUAUAUAAUAACUUUGUAUUGUAUCUGACAUGUAUCUGCUCCUGUAUAGCUCAAUGGUAGAGCAACGCAAAAGGUCAUGGGUUCAAACCCAGGGAAUGCAAAUACUGAUUGAAAAAAAUGUAUACGUUGUAAUGCACUGUAAGUCAAAACAUUUUGCCAAAUGCAUAAAUGUAACCAAAAAGU
Messenger RNA from Paramisgurnus dabryanus, 1412 nucleotides. Its product is annotated as deoxyribonuclease gamma-like. Gene Ontology annotation, biological process: DNA catabolic process. NCBI's taxonomy places the organism in Eukaryota, Metazoa, Chordata, Actinopteri, Cypriniformes, Cobitidae. The record is from RefSeq and is a predicted model, not a curated record. Gene Ontology annotation, cellular component: nucleus. Gene Ontology annotation, molecular function: deoxyribonuclease I activity; DNA binding.